UUUUUAAAUCCCUAGGGAGGAGGGCUCGCGUUUGGCGCUUCCAGGACGAUAGGGCGGCUGGGAGAGGGGAGGGGAGCUUCGAGAGAGGCGAGGGCUUUCUAGGCGCUCGAUCUAGAAGCUUGGCCAUUCCAGCGCUUGGCUCGAGCUUGGGAUGCGCCUUAGGUCGCCGGAUCGGUGGAGAUUUGCUUCGCUCCCAAGCCAGCGGCGAUCGAUGGGGCAAUGCGGCUAUCGAUGAAGCGGCAGAUCUUCGGGGGAGGUAUGCUCUAGGAUGCUAGCAAGAUACAUUUCGAUGGGAGGAAGAAAUCUCGGUCGGCAGCUCUUACGGGGAGCCCUAAGAUCAGUGGAUUGAAGAAUCUGGAAGCUAUUUAUUUCGGUGGAAGCUGAGAAAGCAGAAUGAAGCGAGCGUACAAGCUCCAGGAAUUCGUUGCUCAUGGAUCCGAUGUCAACUGUCUUAAAAUCGGGAAAAAAUCCUCACGGGUGCUUGUCACCGGAGGUGAGGAUCACAAAGUGAACAUGUGGGCUAUCGGCAAGCCAAAUGCAAUCCUGAGCCUUUCAGGACAUACAAGUGGUGUGGAGUCCGUUGCCUUUGAUGCGGCCGAAGUACUUGUAGUAGCGGGUGCUGCAAGUGGAACCAUAAAGCUAUGGGAUCUUGAAGAAGCCAAGAUUGUCCGGACACUCACAGGUCAUCGGUCUAACUGCAUUUCUGUCGACUUUCAUCCGUUUGGAGAGUUCUUUGCGUCUGGAUCUCUCGACACCAAUCUGAAAAUAUGGGACAUACGGCGCAAGGGCUGUAUCCACACAUAUAAAGGCCACACCCGAGGUGUUAAGUGCGUAAAGUUCAGUCCCGAUGGGCGAUGGAUUGUUUCUGGCGGUGAAGACAAUGUCGUUAAGCUAUGGGACUUGACCGCUGGAAAGCUUAUACAUGAUUUUAAAUAUCAUGAGGCUCAAAUUCAAUGCUUAGACUUUCAUCCACACGAAUUCUUACUUGCCUCAGGCUCCGCUGACAAAACUGUGAAGUUUUAUGAUUUGGAAACUUUUGAGUUGAUUGGUUCGUCUGGGCCAGAGACGUCGGGAGUGCGUGUGAUGGGCUUUAAUCCGGACGGUAGGACAAUAGUUUCUGCAACGCAGGAAAACUUGAAGGUGCUGUCAUGGGAACCACUGAGAUAUCAUGAUGCCGUUGACGUUGGCUGGUCAAAAAUCGCCGACCUCAGUAUUCACGAAGGAAAGCUUCUUGGCUGUUCUUUUAACCAGAGUUGUGUCGGCGUGUGGGUUGUUGAUCUUACGCGUGCUACGCCACUUCAAGUUAGCGCUGCUUCUCGCACAAACAGCGUAGUAGCCGGAAAGGCGGUCUCAAAUAUUACCCCGGCCAUCGAUUCUCACGUGAAGAAUCCCGUUAAAACUUCGAUGCCGCAACCCUCUGAAUCCGUUCUAAAGGAAGUGAGAACCGGCACUGGUACAAAAUUGAAGCCAGAUCUUGAUGUUACUGCUGUCGAAAAUGCACCAAAUGCUCCUAAUAGAGUUUCCACUCCGUUACCGAGCAAAGCUUUGACGUCUUCUUACGUUUUGACUCCAAGAAAAGGUUCCAUAACCAGGGUACAAUCCAGCGACAGUGUUCGUCAGUCUUCGCCCAUGUCAGGCAUUGCUUCAAGGCCAGCUAGUGGUUUAAGCUCUUUCUCGGAGAAUGGCCAUGCCCCUACACCGAGGCAAGAGUCAACUGCAGAGUCCAUCAGGAAAAGCUUCGAAGGAAAUGGAAAAAUUAACGGAAAUGUUGGAGCGGGCGAUUCUUUUUCUCCAAGGGUUGCCGUCAUUAGAAGCUCUUACAUCCAUCCGGAUACGAGCAGUAACAAGACGUUCCCAACUGAAAGCGACGACGAUAGAGAAGAAAAGGUUACCAAAAGGCACACGCCAUUUUCUAUCAAAGCAGAAUCAGGAAUCAGAGGAUCCAUAUCCGACGACCGAGUACAACAGCUGAAGCAUUGUUUUGAUGAAGUAGCUGCUGCACAAGGAGAUGCCGAUUUCAGACGAUCUAGAUCUUUUUCUGCUCAACGGGGAAGGAAAGAAAGAGACAUCGCUGAUGUUCCUAUUACAGUUCAUGUGGGUCGUGGAAAGCCUGUUGCCUUGGACACGAGCCAACGUAACUCAAUGAUGGAUGCCAUGGAGAAACCUGCAGCUGCUUCUCAAGAUGAAACAGAUGCACUGGACGAAGUAAUGCAACAACAUUAUACAGUGAGUGGGACCUUACAAACACGGUUGGCAAAGCUUCAGAUGGUACGAAGACUCUGGUUUAAGAAUGACCUUAAAGCUGUUAUAGACGCAACAAGCAAAAUGGCAGAUAAUUCGGUUUUAGGGGAUUUAUUGAGUAUCCUUACCGAGAGGAGUGACAUGAUUACAUUGGAGGUGUGCUCGCUUCUCCUUCCACUCUUGAAUACCUUGUUGCACAGCAAUUAUGACAGACACAUCACGACUUCUUUGUCGAUGCUUUCUUUGCUGGUCAAGAGUUUUGGCCCACUUAUACACAACACGCUUACGGCGUCCCCAUCAAUUGGCGUUGAUGUGCAACUGGAAGAAAGGCAUGCCCGUUGCAGCGAGUGUUACAAGGAAUUGCAAGCAAUCAAACAAAGCAUAGCACCUUUAAUGAGGAAAAGUGGCGAGAUUUCGAAGACUGCACGGGAUUUGAAUGUAGCACUGAGCGACCUAUGAUCUUACUUUUGUCCGAGAAGAUCUCAAGCAUUACCAACGUUAUAUUCUGCCGCAGCUAUAGAUUGCUACAAGGUCGCAUGGCACACGGACUCGUCAGCUUUGCUCGUUCUAAUGGCGUUGAAUUGAUCGCCGCUUUGUAUAUUUUUUACUCGCGGGCGGGCUAAUGUUCAAGGUGCUGUACAAAUAAGUUUUUGACCUGUUUGUUAAUUCUUGAUAACUACUUAAUUUGCGUA
Selaginella moellendorffii is the source of this 2933-nucleotide messenger RNA. RefSeq names its product katanin p80 WD40 repeat-containing subunit B1 homolog. The record is from RefSeq and is a predicted model, not a curated record. The transcript has 19 exons. Gene Ontology annotation, molecular function: microtubule binding. Gene Ontology annotation, cellular component: katanin complex. Bases 394 to 2700 code for a protein of 768 amino acids. Gene Ontology annotation, biological process: microtubule severing; microtubule depolymerization. Lineage: Eukaryota; Viridiplantae; Streptophyta; Lycopodiopsida; Selaginellales; Selaginellaceae.